Molecule: messenger RNA, 621 nt
Organism: Rosa rugosa (rugosa rose)
Lineage: Eukaryota; Viridiplantae; Streptophyta; Magnoliopsida; Rosales; Rosaceae
Product: CDGSH iron-sulfur domain-containing protein NEET
Exons: 2
Coding region: 55-432 (125 amino acids)
Biological process (GO): regulation of autophagy
Cellular component (GO): mitochondrial outer membrane; intracellular membrane-bounded organelle
Molecular function (GO): 2 iron, 2 sulfur cluster binding
Source: RefSeq, a predicted model, not a curated record
CACCACCAAAUCGAUCCCCUCAACAAACCCAGAAACUCCCACAGACCUAUUUCAAUGGCGUCGACUAUCACCACUACCGCUCUGGUUUCUUCCUGCUACACCAAAUCGUCAAGCCCCUGUUCGCAUCUCAGCAGCACAAGAGCCACAACCUUCGGAGCUCACCGCUUCGCCUACCCUUCCGGCGUAAAUUUCAGCCGGAGGCCGAAGACAAGCGCGGUGGUGAGAGCGGAGGUUCAGCCGAUUAACCCAGAGAUUAGGAAGACUGAGGCGAAGGUUGUGGACUCUGUUGUGGUCACUGAGCUCGCUAAGCCCCUCACUGCAUACUGCCGGUGUUGGAGGUCAGGGACUUUCCCCUUGUGCGAUGGAAGCCAUGUGAAGCAUAAUAAAGCUACUGGUGACAAUGUCGGGCCAUUGCUCUUGAAGAAGGAGUAAAGCUUUAGAAUUCAGUAGAGGUGCUCGGAUAUUGAAAUGAAAAAUCGACAGUUCUUAGAGGCACUAGUUUGAAAACCUAUUCGAGGGUCAUCUCCUAGAGUAUGAGAUGGCUAUGACAAUGCAUCAUUUGAAAUAUGUUGUCAAGUAUUUGUUUGAGAUUUUGAAUAGAGAUCUAAACAGCUUUCUUUA